GAGUUGUAUAUAUAGCGGAGCAGCUGUCACGAGUACUAUCGGCUACAAAGUAAGUCUUAGAAUUUCGUUCUCACUCCCGCUGUAAAUUAAUAGCUGUACCGCUUAACUGAAGUGUCGCGUUGGGGUUAUAUUUACCUGAUGCGCGCUCGUCACUUUUGCCCUAGGCAGUCGGUGCAAAUUGCCGUGCUGGACUAGAAGUUCAUUCAUUAAGGUCAAGUAAUAAGUAUUUCUAAAUUACACGAGUAUUCGCACCAUGGACUCUAGUAAAACAGCUAUAAAAUAAAAAUGUUAAUAUAUCCUCGUCUAUAUCUAUACAUACUUGCGCGCGUAUACCUGCGAUCCCACUUUGAAAUUCGCGCACUCUUUCUCCAAGAUGGCGCAUCUCGGAAAUACCCUGUAUAUAAACGAUUGCGCUUCGAGCGAGCUUCAAGUAGACAAGACAAGGACGCUAUACGUGAAAGUACCCAGAUCAAGCCGCUAUCGCACGUGUAGCACACGCGUUUCAGGAAAUCCGAUGAGCCAAUGAGGCUUCGUUUUUGCAACGUACACAAAACGAAAGCAAGCUUCUAUUCGCAGAAACGGUUUUUGGCGAUGCCGAUGCCUCAGAAGCAUGCUUCUGCUGCGAACAAGUUUCAACAAGCCGUAAACUGCGAAUGCGACCUACGACUGAAUGAAUGUAUAGUAGAAAAGGCGGUAAACAAAGAUAAGGUGUGUCGUAGCAGCACGUAGCGAGUCGAGUCGGGGAUGUACAGCACUCACGGAUAGUAGGAAAUCAAGGGAUCCCCGAAGUUGGCUUAUAUACAAGUGAUUUCAACAACGUUUUUGCAAAGUAUACUCACACAGUUACUUUCUUGAAGUCUAGUUGAAAAUAAAAUCUGUAAAGUACACAAGCGCCUCACUGACUUCGUUUUUUCUUGGAGCAAGUAAGGCAUUGUAACAAGGUUGUGUUUUCUCAAAAUGUUAUAGGGAAAUAAAAAAUAAGUGUGCAUUACUGUGCAGAUAUUACUGUGCUGUACUUCUAAUCUGGCUGAAUGGAGGCAGCUGUAGAAGUACCACCAAAGAAGCCAAGGUUAAAACAAAAUCUUCAAUUGUCAGAAUGCAUUCGCCAAUUCGAGUUGCCUCAGCAAUACCCCAGUACAAUAACAGAACGAUUAGCAAAACCUGGCUCGCAAAAAAGUACUGCAACAAUUCAAACAAAAAGCAUGCAGAACAUUAUCUCUGCUCUGCCCUUUCCUGGAAAGAUGAAAUUCAUUCCAAACAAAGAAGUAUUGAUUUCAGACAGUUUGCAAAAACUGAAAUUCAAGUUACCAGAUGGAAGAGACGUAGGUGAGGUGAAAAUUGUCUUGCCUGGCCAAGACGAAAAGUCUCAAACAAAAGUUAUCACAAUGUCCAAAAUUGGUAAAACCAACGAGAAGCCCAUAACUUGGACUAUAAAGUCGCCUGGAGAUAGCCACAAACCUAGGAUAAAAACUAUCACAAAAUUAUCCAACGGGUUACCCAUUCCUGAUGACAGCCUAACACAGUCUGAUGACACGUCUCUUUCAAAAAUGAAAGUUCAGUUUCUAAAUGGUAAUAAUAAUAGUAGUGCAACAAAUGGAAUUAAAAAUGUUGCAAUGGUGUCCAAUUUAAAAAGAUUAUCGAAAACAGAUGCUAAUGAUUCUAAUAAGCAAAAUAUCAUAGUGCACAAUACUGAUGGUGGAAUUUUAAAAAAAUUAGUAAUUGAAAAUCCAAGCAUGUUGAUGGAUAAACAGAAUAGCCAAACACAAGUGUUUUUAAAAAAAUUGCCCGGGUCACAAAAAAUGGUGAUGCUACAGAGAGAUGGCAAUCAACUAAUGAAUAAGCCUUUGUCGCUUAAACCAAUAACACAGAGUAAUUUGCAAAGUCAUAAUAUUAAAAACAAUGCAGAAAAAAUAAUAUUCAAAAGCGCAAUAAAUGGUUCAAUAAUUCGUAAGAAGGAACCAGCUCCUACAGAAAGUACAAACCACCAUGAAAAGAAGAGAUCGCAUUCUGAAAUCAAUUUAGAUGAUUGUAAUUUUAACGGAAAUAGUAGUAUGCAGUCUAUCAAUGACGAUCAAAGAAGAAAACAGUUGAAAUUAAAUAAUUCAACCAAAUCAACUGGAGCCAUUGGACCUAGAAAGAAUAUUAUGGUUAUUGUUCCUAAUGAAGAAGCUGAAAAAUUAUCAAGGCCAUCUAGUUCUGCUGAGAUGAAUAAUCUAGAUUUUUUACAAGAUGAUGAUAUAAUAAAUCUUAAUGAAGAGGCAACAUCAGAAGAUACAAUAUCAAAUAUAAAAAAUAGCGAAUUGUCAGAUAUUCGUAUUGAUGAAGUGCAUUCUAUUGAAAAUGAAGCACUGGAAGUAAAGAAAAACCAACCAAGUAGUGUAAAUAAUGACAAAAAUGCAAAAUCACAAGACAGGAUUAAUCAACUUAAUAUUUUAAAACAAGCUGUACUUAGUGUCCAAGAUGCUGAUCUGCGAGCAAAAGCUCUAAAAGCUUUAAAAGACUGUGGUAUCAAAGUAAAAAAAACUGUGCCUGCAAAACGUCCUAUGAAAAUGAUAAGUGAAUCUACGACGCAAACUGAAGUUUUUUCUCUUUUAAAGAAUGAUGAGUUUCUUCAAAUUAAUAAUGAAUCUGAAGAUAUAGUUAAAAUAAAACACAGUCACAAAAUGAUGAAACAAUCAAUUAAUACAUUAUCUUCUAGAAAGACAAAUCAUAAUGUUUGUCCAGAGUCAGAACAGAAAGAAUUUAAAAUGAAUCUGGAUAAGUCAUUAGAAAAACUAUUUCCGGCUUGCAAGGGUAUAACAGAUGUCAAGGAUGCUUUUGAACAAAAUAAAAAAGCUUAUGCUAGAGCAGUGUUAAAGCAACUCGAAAAGGACUAUAAAGCAGCUAGAAAGCACGAUGAUGAUGGGUUAUUAGGUAUCCAUAAAGCUGUUUUAAAUAACAGCAUACAAGAAGUUCAAAGGCAUAUGUUAAUGUUAAAAGCAGCAAAGCAACAUAUUGAUGUUCCUACACUAGACAAUAAGACAAGCUUAGAAUUGGCAGUUGAAUUUGAAAUGGAUUCACAAAUUGUAAAAAUACUGCUUGAUGCUGGAGCACAGCCAGUAUCAUUUAAGCCCAUUCAUGAUUCAGCAGUUAUUAUAGCAGCUAAAACAUCUUCUAAAAUCUUACAUUUACUUCUUAAGUAUAUAACACGGAGCAAUCGUUCACUAUUGAAUCGUAGAAAUUCUGAAGGCCUAGCAGUUAUUCACUACUUGGCACAAAAUGGAAAUUUAGAAGGUAUAACGGAGCUCCUGAAGCAUGGCGUGGAUGUCAAUUUGCAAGAUAGUAGAUCUGGUCGAACAGCUUUGUUUUAUGCAGUUGAAACCAAAAAUAGUGAUAUUCCUCAAGAGGUGUUUAACGAUAUAGCUCAUAAGCUUUUAGAACACGAAGCUGUUUCUAAUAUUCCAACUUUUUCUAAACACAGUGUACUGUCUAUGAUUGAUGAUGUAAAAAGCCAUGCUCUUAAAAUUGCUUUAAACAAGGCAGUGAAGUAGUAAUCAAUUAAAUAGAAGUGUUAGGAACUAAUAGCUUUUUCACACACGUAAUUGUAAAUAUUUAGUACAUGUAAAAAUAUGUGGCACUUUGAGUUUUGGGUUCUUCAAACAUUAUUACUCGUUUCUGAUGGUACCAAUUUUUCUAUUUGAUUUUGCUGAAUAUAUAUAUGCUUCAUACCGUAUUUUACGAUAUUGUUACAGCAAAAAGUUGUUAAAAUUUUUAUAACAUUAUACAGCAAUUUUCGACUCAUGAUCAAUAUAGCUUUUUGCAAAAUAAAUAAGAGUACAACAGCGUGGCAUUAGGUUAAGGAAUUGUAGGUAAAAUAGACUGAAAAUUCUGAAUUCAACUUAAUCGUAAUAAGUAAAGUUCUACUAAUUUAUCUUUCUGUAACAUAUACAUUGUUAAAUGUUUAAGAAUUCUUUAUUAUGUUUUGAUAUAAUUAAUACCAAUACAUUUUAAUUUCAAAAGUGAAAAAAAUGAUAUUUAAUUAGUCGAAAAAUUUUCUUAACAUACAAGAAGGCAUAAAAUGGUAAUCAAUGUAAACCAAGUCAGUAUCCGUUUUAUUCAAUUAUUAUUUUAAAUUAUCUGCGACUAAUAUUAGGAUAACUCUAACAAAAUAAACCAAUUAAGUUUUGUAGUAAAUAUUUUUUACAUUAAUUUUACACUCCCUGUUUACAAAUCUUGAAAGAAUCUAGUUGUUUUUUAACUUGAUUUAUAUUAGUCAGAAUCGUGUUAUCAGAAUUAUGUUAUCAAUCAAUGGAUAAAUAGUACAACUAUUGUAAUUAUCAUCAAAGGUGAACAAGAUUUUUGUACAUAUUUUGUAUUAUAGAUCAAAGCGAUUGUAUCAAAUAUAUCAUACAAAAACAAAUAAAUACAUAAAAUUUGUAUUAAAAUAAUUAACAUUUUCAUUG
Messenger RNA from Nasonia vitripennis (jewel wasp), 4442 nucleotides. RefSeq lists its product as uncharacterized. NCBI's taxonomy places the organism in Eukaryota, Metazoa, Arthropoda, Insecta, Hymenoptera, Pteromalidae. Gene Ontology annotation, molecular function: protein binding. The coding region runs from base 1032 to 3530 and encodes 832 amino acids. The transcript is spliced from 4 exons. The record is from RefSeq and is a predicted model, not a curated record.